Molecule: messenger RNA, 2283 nt
Organism: Pyricularia pennisetigena
Lineage: Eukaryota; Fungi; Ascomycota; Sordariomycetes; Magnaporthales; Pyriculariaceae
Exons: 2
Biological process (GO): protein phosphorylation
Cellular component (GO): cytoplasm; nucleus
Molecular function (GO): protein binding; protein kinase activity; ATP binding
Source: RefSeq, a predicted model, not a curated record
UCCUUGCUCGCAAUGAUCCGUUCUCGAAAGAGGAAAACAGAUCAUUCCUCUGCACAGUUGCGGCAGGGUGUUGAAGCCGGCCGGUCCAGAAGACUAAACAUCGAAAGGAUCACCAAGGGCGAUUCGAGCCAUCAGAUAGUCCUAGGCCUCGGCAGGGCCUCAUUCACAAAGUCGGAUUCGCCAGGGAAGGUCGGGCAAUGGUUCGGUUUCCAGACUGUAUCUGACCAGGUAUACAGCCCCAAAGGCCGGAGAUGGUACGCACGCAAGUCCCUGCCGGGGACGUCAAAGACAGACCUCAAGCAAGAUAUGCUGCAGCAAGACCACAUUAGCUUCAUCAACGAGAUCGAGCACCUACGGUUGUUGCGCCACAGGCACAUUGCCAGACUUGCUGGAAGCUACACCGACGUGGAGGGGAUCGCCUACCUCAUGGAACCCGUCUCCGACACCACCCUCGACAUGUUUCUCGAGGGGCAACUCGACCAUGACGCCCGCAUCCUGCUUCGGCAGUCGUUUGGAUGCCUUGCUGCUGCUCUUGGUCACAUACACGGCCACUCCCUCCACAUCGAGCAGCUUUCCAGCGGCAACAUCUCUGUGCAUCGCGGCAAGCUCUUCAUCGGAGGCUUUGGCGCGCUGGUGCAGAACCCCAAAGAGAGCGCGUACGCUGCUCCUGAGACAAGGGGAGUGUGUGACGUGGAUGGGUCUUCAAGGGACGUGUGGGCGCUCGGUGUGAUCUAUCUGGAGAUCCUGAUGCGGCUCCAUGGAAUGCGGCCCAGCGAGUUCCGCUAUUGGGUCCACAUAUACAGCCAAGAGGCAUAUGGCACGGACAAAGAAGACAGUCUCGUCGACUGUGUAGAUAAGUUCAUGACAUUUGUGGAAGGCCAAGGCAGGCCUCGAUAUCAAGGGGCAACAGCGUGGACGUCGGCUCUUCUGCGAGAGGAGCCAAACAAGCGGCCGGACUGCCAGGCACUGCUGCAAAACAUCCUGGAUUCACGGUAUUCGACGGAGUUCUGCUGUCCGGAAUGUCGUCGAGCUUCCGUGAGCAAUACGCUACGCCAAAACAACAACAGUCUUGCCCUUGUCAAGGUUGGCCAUGAGACUCUAAGAGGGCUUUUUGCAUGCAUCCCAUACAUUGGUGCUAAGCUGCCGCACAAAAAAUGUCACUCAAACAACAGCACCGCGAGCGCCAGGAAAGUUCGCAUGGUCCCAGUGAGCGAGGUCAAAGGCCCAAAUCAUGACAACGCUAGACCUGGUCUCAUCAGAGAAAUCACCGAGGAGGAACUGCCCUUGACAAGAGCCACAUCAUCUAUGAUGCUUGGGUUUGUACGAGAUUCAGAGGAAUGGUCGCCCAUCAAGACAAGUUUCGAGGCUCCGGCUGAGAGCCGCCCACUGUUCGCAUCAGCCUAUGAUCUUGAUGACCGGGCGUCGGCCUGUCUGCAGCAUGGCAAGCCUGAUAAAAGCAGCGAACUGUCGCCAAUACCUUCUCGCUUCAGCACGCCGCCUCAGCCACAUAGAAUACCCAGAGAGACUUCUCCAGCGCCGCCUAAACACGAUCCACCCCCAAGAGAAUCAGACGAGGUCGUCGCUCAGAAUCUCAGCCGCGGGUGCAUCCACGGAGAAGCAAGUACUGUCCAAAUCCACUUGGAAGAGGUACUUGAGCGUCGGCUCGACUCUAGUUGUGACGAGGCUUGGUUCAAGGCGGUUCGCGGCAACACCAAGGGACAUGGCGACUGUGUACGCAUUUUCCUCGAAAUUGCAGGCAGCGACCUUGUCCACAGAGUAGAGCCCGCUUGGGGUCAGAGAACCGCGCUGCUUGUCGCGGCGGACAACCCGAAUCUCGCAGGAGCAAAUCUAGAAGAGCUCGUGGCUCUUCUGCUAGAGCACGGGGCAGAUCCCAACGUGGUCGACUCGCGGGGAGAUCAUGCCCUUGCGAAGCUCAUACGGCGCGGUGGCGAUACUUCGCGGACCAUAGAAGUCAUUGCCAGGUCGCAAGGUGCCGACCUCAACAAGCCUGCAAGUGGGAGUCUGGACAGCCCUCUCCAUCUCGCAGUGGAGCAGGCAAAUGUAGCUGUCGUAUCGCUUCUGCUGCACCUCGGGGCAAACGUCGACCCCGUCAACGCAAAUGGGUUGACGCCACUGGAGGCUGUCGUGCUUCAGGUGUACAAAGCUCCAGGUUUGCGGGCCAGUCAGGAACAGGCAGAGAUUUUGCAGACGCUGUGGGAUUUUGGGGCCAGGAGUGACAGAGUGAGGAGAUUCUAUCUCGCCCAAGAGGAGGGCAUUGCUUAG